AUGGCAGCCGACGUCUCAGCGACAGGCCUGGAAUCCCUGAUAUCGAAGAACGCGAGAGCUACGAAGCUCGCAUAUGCAGAUUCGACAGGUCGCAAGCGGAUCCGACUCGACCCCUCAGCCGGCCCCGAGCCGGAAGCUGACAAGGACGCCAUCUCAAUACGCCUACACGCCGAGUACAACGAUGUCCUAGAACUGCCCGCGCCCCUUGCCGCGAAACAGGCUGCCGCAGCCGGCGCAAGGAAGAAGGCAAAGAAGACAGCAGGGGAGGCAGCGCCAACGCCAGCCGAGGAGAACACCAGGAAGCUGAUAGAGGGGAUACCGUCCAAGGCGCCAAAUGGAAGGCCAGGGGCUGGGCCGCAAUCCAACGCCCUCGUGCGUCGGACGCCGGGCGCACCUGGCGCUGGCGGGGCCGGUGACAGAGGCCAGGGGGGUACACAGACGACAAGCCUAAUGCGCUUGUCGGAGGCCGUGAAUUCGCAACCCAAACCAGACUGGCACAAGCCAUGGAAGCUGCACAAGGUCAUCUCGGGCCACCUGGGAUGGGUGCGCAGCGUCGCGGUCGAGCCGAACAACAAGUGGUUUGUGUCGGGCAGCGGCGACAGGACGAUCAAGGUGUGGGAUCUGGCGUCUGGGCAGCUGCGGCUGACGUUGACAGGCCACAUCAGCACAGUUCGGGGCCUGGCAGUUUCGCCCAGGCAUCCGUACCUGUUCUCGUGUGGCGAGGACAAGAUGGUCAAGUGCUGGGACUUGGAAACAAACAAGGUCAUUCGGCAUUACCACGGCCAUCUUUCGGGCGUCUAUACUCUAGCACUACACCCCACUUUGGAUGUGCUGGUCACGGGUGGAAGAGAUGGUGUUGCAAGAGUAUGGGAUAUGCGGACCAGGAGCAACAUCCACGUCCUCAGCGGCCACACUGGCACGGUCAGUAGCAUACUCUGCCAGGAGGCCGACCCUCAGGCAUUCGUGCGCUGGCGUCACAUCCCAUCCGAGUUUACAUUCGCCACCGGAAGCACCUCCAGCAUCAAGCAGUGGAAGUGCCCUGAAGGCGCAUUCAUGCAGAACUUCGAGGGCCACAACGCCAUCAUCAACACGCUCUCCGUAAACAAUGAUAACAUCAUGUUCUCCGGGGGUGAUAACGGCUCUAUGAGUUUCUGGGACUGGAAAUCCGGGUUCCGUUAUCAAGCAAUGGACACCAUCGCCCAGCCAGGCUCGCUCGAUGCCGAGAACGGCGUGUUCUGCUCAACGUUCGACCAUUCCGGAUUGCGGCUCAUCUGUGGUGAGGCGGACAAGACGAUCAAGAUAUGGCGUCCGGACGACGACGCCACGCCCGAGACUCACCCGAUCGACUGGAAGCCGACCAUGCAAAGGCGGCGGUUCUGA
Messenger RNA from Diaporthe citri, 1380 nucleotides. RefSeq lists its product as uncharacterized. The coding region runs from base 1 to 1380 and encodes 459 amino acids. The transcript has 3 exons. Gene Ontology annotation, molecular function: protein binding. Gene Ontology annotation, cellular component: Prp19 complex; catalytic step 2 spliceosome; precatalytic spliceosome. The record is from RefSeq and is a predicted model, not a curated record. Lineage: Eukaryota; Fungi; Ascomycota; Sordariomycetes; Diaporthales; Diaporthaceae. Gene Ontology annotation, biological process: mRNA splicing, via spliceosome.